CCUGGAAACUCAACAUGUGAUCUUAAGCCUUGUACUCUUGAUGCUUCACCUGAUGAUUGUGUCAUGACCAGAGGAGCCUCUUUUGUUUUAAGUUUUGCAUACAAAGCUUGGAUCUUUGCUGCCGUUUACUACUGGCUAUCCUGGGUAUUCUUAGGGACAUUUGUACUAAGCUUUGUUGUUGUGCUGAUUCGUUCUCGGCGCUCAUCUCUUGAAGAGGCAGUGGAUAAGGAUGAUUUUGACGAUAGUGAUGAACCAAUGGUUCGAAUAUAAAAUCAGGAGGAAAUUUAGCUUUUUACAUUUUUUGUUGGCUUUUACAACUUUCUUUUUAGUUGCUAUAGAAACGCUUAUUUAUUAAAGGAUUAAAAAGAUGAGUGUAAAUAAAUGUAUUUAUAAUAUC
Messenger RNA from Parasteatoda tepidariorum (common house spider), 397 nucleotides. Lineage: Eukaryota; Metazoa; Arthropoda; Arachnida; Araneae; Theridiidae. The record is from RefSeq and is a predicted model, not a curated record.